AUGGCUUUGGCUUCGACUACCACGCCGCCGCUGCCGCUGCGCCCGCUGUCGUCGGCCACGGAUCUCACCUUCUCGACUAUGGAUGCAGAUGCGAAUGCAGAUGUAUGGCAAUGGCUCACGGUUUGCAGGGACACGCAGAGCCUCACGCCGAGCAUCUGGGACUAUGUGCGCGCGUACGGCAGGACGUAUCACAGGUACAAGGCGGGCGCGUACCCAUUCCCCAACGAUGCGCAAGAGAGAGAGCGACUGGAUAUGCAACACCUGAUCAUAAAGGCCCUCUUCGACUCGCGGAACUACUUCGCGCCCUUGAAGCGACCAACGCGGAUACUAGACAUUGGCUGCGGAACAGGCAAAUGGUGCAUAGAGAUGGCCAAGGAGUUCCCAAAAGCUCGAGUCGAAGGCAUAGACCUCUCCCCCAUCCAACCCAACAACACACCCAUAAACUGCCACUUCUUCAUCGACGACGUCCGACGCAAAGAAUGGUUCCACCCCGCCGAGCCCUUCACCUACAUCCACACGCGCUUCUCCACCGGCAUCUACCGCGACUUCCGGCGCAUAAUCCAAAAGGGGUUCAACAACCUCGAGCCCGGCGGGUGGAUGGAAUCGCAAGAGAUCUUCACAAAAGUGUACUGCGACGACGGGACCAUGCCUUCCGACUACCCCUUGCUAGAAUGGCAGCAGCGCUCCGACGAGGCCGCAAUGGCGAUGGGGAAGCCGCUGCGCAUCGCAAAUAAAGUCAAAAUGUGGUACGAGCAGUGCGGCUUUCUGGACGUCAAGGAGGAGGUCUUCGCUAUUCCUAUUAAUGCUUGGAAUUCUUGUCCCAGGUAUAAGAUGCUGGGGAAGUUCUUUCGCUGGAAUAUUUGUCAGGGUUUGCAUGCGUGGACUGUGGAGUAUUUUUGUAGCGUGCUGGGCUGGACGGAGGUGGAGGUUGAGGUUUAUCUUGCGCGACUGAGGAUGGCGGUGGCGGAUAAGAGGGUUCAUGCGUAUUAUCGCGUAUAUGUAGUAUGGGGCCGAAAACCGCGCCUCGAUGAGCCCCCCUCCAAAGUCCCCAAACCACCAAGCUGGCCCCAAGAACUCCCCGAAGACGACGAAGAGGACGACGAGGUCCACUACUUGUAA
Molecule: messenger RNA, 1119 nt
Organism: Dothidotthia symphoricarpi CBS 119687
Lineage: Eukaryota; Fungi; Ascomycota; Dothideomycetes; Pleosporales; Dothidotthiaceae
Product: S-adenosyl-L-methionine-dependent methyltransferase
Exons: 8
Coding region: 1-1119 (372 amino acids)
Molecular function (GO): methyltransferase activity
Source: RefSeq, a predicted model, not a curated record